Molecule: messenger RNA, 1034 nt
Organism: Solenopsis invicta (red fire ant)
Lineage: Eukaryota; Metazoa; Arthropoda; Insecta; Hymenoptera; Formicidae
Exons: 2
Coding region: 231-614 (127 amino acids)
Source: RefSeq, a predicted model, not a curated record
UACAAAAACUUUUAAGAAUUUAUUAGAAGAAAAUCCAUACGGAAAUGACCUUAUUGUAAAAAAAAAGAAUGCAUUUUGCAUGUAAAAAAACGUAUGUACAAACGUGUAAAAGAUGCAAAAAAAUGCUUACUUAAUACAAAAAAGCGCAAAAGCAAUUACAAGUAACUCCAAACAAAAGUACUCAAAAAAAAACAAACGAGCCAAAAACAAUUCAAUUGACAAAUAAAAAAAUGGAAGAAAUGUCGGUUUAUUACGGAUUGGCUAUUCAAAGACACGCUGAUUCUAUUGAAGAUAUGAGAAAAGCUGUGUGGGCGACAUUUUAUCACAUGACUUCUACGGACGAAAAUCCGCAACACUCUUACUGCCCAAAGGGACCGAAAUCUUGGUGCAAGUGGCAGCAACUCAAGACAGUAAAUCAAGAAGCAAGUUAUAAACAUCCACCAGCAUUUGAUGAUAAAGUUGCAGCUUUGAUUAAGCCUAUUUAUGAAGACUUAUCGUCCGAGGAUCUUUUAGAAAGAUGCUUGGGGGCAAACACUCAAAAUAAUAACGAAUCUUUCAACGCUUGCGUGUGGAAUUUGGUUCCCAAACACGUUUUUACUGGAAAAAAAUAUUAGAAAUUGCCACACUUACAGCAGCAUGCAUCUUUAAUAAAGGUUUUAAACCUUCAAUUAAAAUAAUGGAACUUAUGGGUGUGACAAUCGGUCCGCAAGCUAUAAAUUUCAUGGAGACGCACGACGAAACGCGCAUAACAAAGGCGGAGCACUGUAGCACUGCGGCUUCAAAAGAGGCCAGAGCAGCUUUGAGGGCGGCUAGGGCAGAAGAAAACGAUGCCUUUGAGGAAGCUGAAGGCCUAUUGUAUGGAGCAGGCAUAGCCGAUUAGUAUGACAGUGUGAGCUGAAAUCACUUGCACCGCUGACAAUGCUUUUUUUAAGGCACUAUCUUUGACUUCAGAAAGCAUACACAAAAUAUUAAUAAAUUAUGACCAAAAAAUUUUUUUUUAAGCUACAAGAUGCAAGUAAUAACAUAUAAAAAGA